CGCUCGCGAUGCGACUGGUUCAUGUCGUUAGGCUCGCAGACAGCCGUUUAACCGUCGCUGCUGCUGCUCGACCUACCAGAUGUAUGCCGGUGUAUGCUCGCCCUGCUUGAUGCCGAGAGCGAGUCAGCGCGCUAGAGGGAGAGGGGAGAGAAACGAGAAUGAGUCAGCGCUCUAGAGGGAGAUCAGGCGCCUGCGGAUGCAAGGGAGGGUGACCAUGAAUAGGAGAACGGCUUUUCGUCGUUUCGUUUAACCAUCGCCGGCGCUUGUGCAACUCCGUUCAAAGAUUUGCACUUCCGUUCCGCGGGUUUCAAGUCCCCCACGUAUCAUGCCGCCGACGCUAGUACCUCAGAUCGAAUCGCGUUGAAUAGUCGGCGGCAGCAUGUCAGCGUGCCUUUGCAGUACUACCUCUUUCGCCGACGCUUGGCAUGUCCGCUGAUGAUUCGAGCCAUGGAAUCAUCGCAGCCAGCCUUCCUUCUCUCGGCAUCCCUCACCGCCGCUCACCACCUCUCACCAUCUCUCACCAUCCUUCCGCAUCGGUCACUAGCACCGUAGCCAGCAGAGGAAUCGACAUGUGACAGAGCAGCGGCCGUGCCUAGUAGCAUUCAGACUGAAUACCUGAGAGGGGAAUGGUAGUCUUGGUGACGGGAUUCGUGUAGCCAGCAGGGGAAUCGCCAGCGACAGUUGCAUUGCAUUGCGUCCCUGACUGCGGCCAGCAUGCGUCUCCGACUGCUCACCUCCUUCACGAUCAAGGCAGCUGUGCUCGCUCCUCCUCCUCCUCCGUCCCUAGACACGGGACUUCGCCCCUCGCACCUUCCAUCAUCCAUUGGACGCCUUUAUCCUCACCUAUAAAGCCACCACCGAGCGCAGCCAUGGAGUCAUCAGCUUCAGUGGCAUCUUCUCCCCACUCCUCUCUUCAGGACGUUUUAUUCCUCCUCCCACCUCCUCCACCACGAGCCUCCCCUCGUCCCGCCUCUCAUGGCGUGUCUUGCUCGCGUGCUGCUGCUGGCAGCGCUGGCGGUGGGGCUGCUGGCGGCGUCGGUGAGUGGAGCGAGGGACAUAGUCCCAAGGGCGGCAGGCAAGGGCGUGGGCGGGCAGCAGAGGAAGGGCGGUCGCAUUCUGGCCGCUGAGACCUUCUCUCACCACGACACACUGCCGGACUACCUCUCCCACAUCCCUCGCCGCAAGGCCCUCGCCACCACGUGUGGGGGGUCGACGGUGACGGUGCGGUCGCAGUACCUGGGGCCGUUCGACCUGCACAGCUACAUCUUUAACAUGACGUUCUACAACGGGUGCGCGUACAACGUCACCAGCCCGCUGGUCGUGUUUAACUGCUUCGAGUUUGGCACCCUGUGGGACGGCUUCCUGGAGAACCCCGCGCCCAACCCCACGCAGUACCAGACAGGCCCCAUCUUCGGGCAAACCCUGCCGGGGUACUGCGAGAUGUGGAUGAACCGCGGGGCCGCUGGCAAUGUGCAGAUGUUCCCCGGGGAGACGGUCAACAUUCUGUAUGCGUGGGCGUAUGACUUCCGCCCCUGCAUUGAGGAGCUCCACUUCAGCAACAGCAACAGCUACAUCCGGGGCAACAACACCUGCGUCCCUGCUGCCACCAUCUAGAGCUUCCAUGCAAAUUGGUGCUGACUGUGCUGCUGAUUCUGCAUCUGAGUUGCAUGUGAUAGUGUUCCUGGUGGCCUUUCAGUGGCUGCUUGCUUCCUCUGUAGCAGGCUUGAGUAGUGGAUGGAUGGGAUGAGAGGUUUGAAGGGCACAUUUUGGAAUGGGGGAGGGAGAUUUGGGUAAUGGUAAUAAAGCAUGAAAGAGGCAGGAUAUUUCAUGUAACUUGCUGAUGGAUGUAGUCAAAUAUAUUAUGAUGACCCCACGUCCAUGAUUUUCUGCUUA
This is a messenger RNA of Closterium sp. NIES-67, 1893 nucleotides long. Lineage: Eukaryota; Viridiplantae; Streptophyta; Zygnematophyceae; Desmidiales; Closteriaceae. The record is from the annotation of a GenBank genome assembly.